Bipolaris sorokiniana ND90Pr is the source of this 699-nucleotide messenger RNA. RefSeq lists its product as uncharacterized. The transcript has 3 exons. NCBI's taxonomy places the organism in Eukaryota, Fungi, Ascomycota, Dothideomycetes, Pleosporales, Pleosporaceae. Gene Ontology annotation, molecular function: iron ion binding; oxidoreductase activity, acting on paired donors, with incorporation or reduction of molecular oxygen; heme binding. The record is from RefSeq and is a predicted model, not a curated record. The coding region runs from base 1 to 699 and encodes 232 amino acids.
AUGUUGGAUGGGCUACUCAAGAGCGCUAAAGAUAACACUGAGGCCUCAUACGCUCGAAUCGUCAACCAGGAAUUGUUCCUCACAUUUGCAGCCGCAGGUCUGUUCUCCGUGGUUGUAUGUCAGCUUAUCCUCUCUGCUCUCGGACAUCCAGAGUAUCUUGAGCCGCUCAGGGAGGAGAUUGGAAAUGCAGUUCGCGAAUGCGGAGGUUGGAACAAAGACGCUUGUUCGAGAAUGCCGAAAUUAGACAGUUUCUUGCGAGAGACUUUGAGGUUGAGUCCUCCUACAGCGCUUACGCUACAACGAAAGGUUGAUGUGGACAUUCCCCUGUCCAAUGGCGAAGUGAUCAAAGCUGGUACGCUUAUCGGGUUUCCCACUCUGGCUAUCCAACGAGAUGAAGAGUACUACGAACGCCCACUGGAAUUUGAUGGAUACCGUUUCUACGAUGCCGACACAAACACUGCGAAGGUCAAAUCGGUCACACAAAGCCGCACUUAUCUACCAUUUGGCUACGGCACUCAAACGUGCCCCGGAAGGUUUUUGGCAACCGAAACAUCGAAGAUAGUCUUUGCAAAGUUCUUAGUUGACUACGAGAUGCGCUUUACACCUAAGCGCAUCGGAAAGCCUGUAGACUGGCCGAUUGGAGGGCAGAUUAUGCCUAGCAUCGACGCAUAUGUGUCAUUUAGGUUGCGAAAACGGUAA